AAAAUCUUAAAUUAGUAGGUUGUUGUUGGAUCGCAAAAUUCUGUGUAAACCUAAUUUUUAUUUAAAUUAAUUAUUAUUAAUUAUUGUCUCUCUGCAUACGCAUUAUUUAUAUAUGAAAGUUUUUUUUUUUUUCAUUGUAAAUCUCGAUGGAAAUAAAUAAUGGAAAUCUAUAUUAAUCAAAUAAAUAUUCAACCGAUUUAAGGCGUAACAGGAAAUUUCCAAAUCAUGUCGUUCGAAUGUGAACCUGCAUCAUAACCAUAGGGAUAUUUACUAAAAAUACUCGUUAUCUGAUCGAUCAACUAGAUUAGUAAGCAAAAUACUCUUACCAAAAUGAUGCAAAUGGAACACCAUUCCUCGGGCAAUCACCAUGCACGUCCACUUUGCUUGGCUGGUCCUGAACGUGAGCCUAUUAAUUUUUUGGUAAACUUGGUUGGAGCUCCGCCUGAAGUUGAGCAGCUAGUUGAACAUAUUAAACUAGUCGCCGAACAAUUUCUCUAUCACUGGAAAAGUUUUCCUAUUUCUCUUCCCCAACCUCUGGCGGCAACAUCAUAUACGCAAGCAGCAGGCAAUCAAGUGACUAACCGAAAAAAAAGUCCAAUAAACUUGCGAGAUUUAUUUAUUUCGCCCCCAUUUGAUGAAUUAGAUGCAGUCGCUUCAGACGGUUCGGGUGAACCAAGACGCUUGACCAAUUCACAACUCAAAGCCUUACGAGAACGCGGCUUGCAAAAGGAUAAAUACGGAAAACCGAAGAAAUUAACUUUGGAACAAUUGGAAACAAUUCGAAAUAAUGGAGAAUUCGAUGUGCCCAGUUUAAAUUUUCCUGGACAAGUACACAAGUGGCGUUUGUCAUUGCUACUGCAGAAAGGAUCAUACCGAGCACAUGAUUCGUUUCUUAGUGAUUUGGCUCUGGCAGCUCGAUUCGUUGUAGUCACGGCACGGGGUAGAUUGCUAUCGCACUUUUUUUCUCUUGCUCAUGCUGUUCGUGCUUUAUUUCAUGGACUCGUCAACCUGCUGGAUAUGGCUGUGGGUGUUCCAUCGUUAUUGGCACAUGACCUAGACUACAAAAUCCAAGAGGAAAGAUGUCGUUUUCUGGUCGCUGAACUAGUUUGUAGGCCUGAAUUUGAGGAUUGUCUGUAUUCGCUUUGCUCCUUUGUUCGGAAACAAAUGCGGCGGGCUAUUGUAGAGAAAAUAGACGUGAAAAACUGUGAAACCGCUCAACCAGUUCCGUAUCUGUUUCUGACACCAAAGGGCCAAGAGAUUGACUUGAGACUAUUCUCACGUGAUAUCAUGCGCAAGGCGCUGCCCAUCCUCGUCGGAAUACUAGAGCGUGAAACUAGGGGUUGGUUUUUACAUUUUCGCGAACGAUUAAUUGCCGAACUGCGAGAGAAGAAGCUUACUGAUAAAGAAAUUGAAGAGGAAGUAAACGAUGCCGUCAUGAAAGAAUACCUUCAGCGAGUCUACACGUCAAUUCUAUCAAAUACACAGCUGGCUGAAUUUGGUGAUGGAAUACCUCGUCUGCUUGUUCAACAAGCCCAAUCUGUUGUAAUAAUGCAUAAAGCUGUUGACAAAGUCCAAAAAGAACUUAAGCGAUCUCGCGAAGAUCACCAAAAGUGUCUAACGAAUGAUCAUUCAGUAUUGUCACGCAUAGCUCCCUGGCUGAGAUCGAAAUUGAGAGCAGCUGAAGCCACAAAGCUUUAUAAAUCGACAUGGGCUGCUCACGAAGAAGCAUUGCGUAUGUGUAGCAAGCAUGACCUCAGUCAGACAUCGUAUUUUCUAAAUCGUGACAUGGCUUUUAUGAAGGAACGUGAGCCAGUUCUUUUGAAAGAGUUAAAAAAUGCAAAAACUCCAACGCGAACAUUCCAUUGGACUGUACGUAUUUGGUCACCGAGCUCUUGGAUUGUUCAGCGAGAGUUUCAAGGACAGUCAGAGGUUAUUCCGACUGUGAUUAGCCAGCAAGCCACAUCAAUAGUUACCCCUCGCUCUGAUCCCAGUCAACCGGUGUUUAUGGUAGAAAAGGAGAUUACACGUACUACAAGUACGCGAUGGCCAUUUUGGCGAAUUGUAAAUUUAGUGCAAAGAUCAUGGACUUGGACAUGGAAUGUGAUAUUUUUCUUAGGCAUUUUUGUGCCAUGGUUUAGUCCGUUAGGUUUGCGGGCAUUGUGUUGUAUGGAACCUUUUAUGUCCGAUCUAGAAUUAUCACAAAUAAAUGGAACUUUAUUUCCAAAGAAGAGUAGUAUGACACAGACGCUGGCGUCGAGGCUGAUUGAUUUAUGGCGCAAUGUUUCUAAAUCAAGAAAUCACUUUGAAACCGAACCAGAUACAGGCUUCAUAGGAAAAGGCUUUACGAGAAACAUGAACCGUGUGUGGAAUUAUUUUGUUAAAGGAUUUCUCGGCACUGUGACUAUACUUCUAGUGUUUCCAUUAGUUUCGCUUACAACAAGCUUAUUAAGUAUUUUAUUGGCACUCACGGCAUUUAUUUGGGUGCCAAUGUUAACAGUAGGAUUGCAUAUAUUUAUGGUUUUAAUCUAUGAUUUGGAUUGUCCUGAUAUUUCGCGCAAUCGUUUUUGUAUUCUGUUAGAGGCUCUUGUUUGGAAUAUAUUGAUUCAGGGAUGCAUUCAACCAAUUGCUGCCGUCUUCGUUUCAAUGGUUUUGUGUCCUUUGGCUUCAGUUUUGGUUUUAGUUGUUGGGGCUGCACGAUAUUCAUUGAGACUGCUCUGGGAUUCGUUGACAUUCCAUUUAUUUAUUAAAAAAUGUGGUCGAGUACCCGCUUCAGACAGUCUAGCUGUCCGUCGUAUUGCUGGUCCUGGGUUAGCUUUGGAUUACUACUUCAUUAUUAUACCUGAACAGGCAUUGGCUGCAUUUGAGGCUAAAAUGGAGUUGGACGAGUUGCAAGCCUACCAACAAGCGAUAGAAAGAGUUAUUAUGCAGCCACAAAAAGACUAUAGACAGUUUGUGGAAGCAUGUUUUGGUCCGUUUUCUGCACAGUUGGCUAAAAAUGGACCAUUUUUGCGAUUGGAUCGUGAAGCUCAAGAUUUAAUGGGUACGCUGCAUGAAAAGCUAGAAAAGAGGAGAUGGGAACUGCAAACUGGAUUGGUAACAGCUGUCAAGACAAGAAUAAAGUUGAACACGUUAGAACUAAAGAUUGCAAUACAAUUAGCCGCCCAUAUGCUUGAAAAGUACUAUCCUGGACAUGUGAUAUCAAGACUUUCCAUUACGGAAGAUGAGUUCUGGGAUAAUAAAGGUCUCUCACCGAACGAUUGGCCCGGUUUAGCUGGUCUUAUGUAUACAGAAAUAUUUAGUUUAGACUUUCUAACGCCACUUUCGGAAUCGGAUACAUAUUUUAAACUGGAACCUCAUUCACAGUUGGAUCUUUCGCGUUACACACAAAUGGUACAAAAUGCAACCGAUGUUAUCGGUGCGAAUGGUCCAGAUUUGUUGGGAAAUGUAUAUGCCCCUCGAGGUAAUGUUCAAGUACACUUGCCAUUUCUGGAAGUGACGGCAUUCAAUCCAAGAUCAAAGAUAACUUUAACAUUUAGAAAACCACAAAAGCGAGACAUGACGGUUGGUUUAACAACACCUCGUGUACGAGCACUUCGUGCUGCCUUGCAAUCAAGAUUCGACGAUCAACAAUCGAAUAAACCUUGGCGUCCGUGGAAGAGGAAAACACAGGAUAAGACAGCUUCUGAUAAAUUGCUUAUUCCGCUGCCCAUUCCACAUCCUGUACAUAUCGCUAUAGCAAUACACAAUCGUGAUACGGAACAACCAAUUCCAUUAGAUUCGGAAUUGUGUUGGGAAAUUCUAAAGGCAAUCGAAGAUUGUCACGGCGAUAUAAUGACUGUUCAAUCGGUUGCGCGUUACCGUGGUGGUGGUGGAGGCUCUAGUUUCGAUUCACUGGAUUCCGAUACGAGUAUUGGAACUCGAGAAUCUACAGCAGCUGCCGGAGGAACAGAGACACUGCCUUGUGGGACAAGAGAGGUCGAUACAACAAUAAAAGUUCAAGAAGACCAACCUCAGUCAUCUGGGUUUCAUUGGACACUUAAUAACUGGGGUGCAGCGCAAAAUGCAAGGCGCCGCAACUCUAAUGUCCGCGUUAACCUAGCCAGUCCAGAAGAUAUCUCAUUGGACACAGAUAGUUCACGGGCAGUAUUUAGCGCAUAUGGAACAACAGUUUAGUUGUUUCAGUCAUAUUAUUAAGCUUAGCACUUAUUUCCAUUACAUUAAUAAAUUUAAUUAUUAUUAUUUUUUUAUAAUAAGCAGCUAAUAAUUUUCUAUUCUUUACUACAAAUGCAUAUUGCAAUUUUAUAUUAAAACAAAACAAAAAUAUAAAUACAAAAUUGUCUAACAUGCUAUCAAAACAGCAAACAAACAAAACAAAAACAAAAAAAAAAACGAAAUCUAGUCUUAGAAGUUUCACAAAAAUGAAUUAUUUAUAAAUAAAAAGAAGUGAUACAAAUGAACAAAAUUACGUAUAUAAAUAUCUAUUAUGUUAGCGAAGAAGUAAAACAAACAAAAAAAUAUUAAUUAAACAAUUACAUUUGUAUAAAAAUCCAAUUAAAUAAACAUGUAUUUUUUUUGUUUUAAAUUUGGAAAUGGUUUAUAUUAGCGAGUAUAUUUUUAAAAUUAUACUUUUCUUUAUAACUUCCAUUUAAAAGAAAUGAAAAAAUAAAGUUGUAUUUAAAUAUCCUCACCUUAAAGUAAAAACCAGUUAACUUACAAAAAAUAAAAAAUUAAAUAAAAUCUAUUUUCCGAAUAAAAAAUAGAAUUUUUUAACCUAUUAAGAGUCUAGGGGAAAAGCGCGCAAGAUCACUCAAACCAAUUUUGAAAAAGAGGAUUUAAAUUAAGGUAAAACUACUAAUCGAAUUCAUCAAUGGCUCAAUUUUGAAAAAAAAAGUGAACUUGUUCUGUUUUACCCGUGGAUUCAACUGAUUUUAUCAUGAGCUUUUUUAAAAUAUAAUAGACAUUUUAAAUGAAGAUAAGUGGUUUUUACUUUAAGCCGAUGGAAUAAUAUAAUUGAAAUAAAAUCUCUCUAGUUGUACAACAACGCUUGAAAUUAUAUUUUAUAAAACAAACUAACGCUCUCUGAUAGUUUAAAUAAAAAAAAAAUUAAUAAAAAGCUCACUACAUUUUUUGCACUUUUUUAUACAAGUAGGCUAUUCUUUAAAUGUGCAUUUAUACAAACAUAAUAUAAAAUCUA
Molecule: messenger RNA, 5194 nt
Organism: Episyrphus balteatus (marmalade hoverfly)
Lineage: Eukaryota; Metazoa; Arthropoda; Insecta; Diptera; Syrphidae
Exons: 15
Coding region: 331-4173 (1280 amino acids)
Source: RefSeq, a predicted model, not a curated record